AUGGAGCACCAAUCUCGUGGCGGUUGCAACGGCAGACCUCGGUUGCAAAAUAUAUGCUCGCAUUUGCAAGUUGACAACAAGGGAGCGAUAGACCUAGCGAAAGGAGAAUCCUUAACAAGAAGGUCGCGCCAUAUCGAGAUAAGAUACCAUAUCCUCCGCGAUUUGGUUGAAAAAGGUGAAAUCAUGAUGGAACAUGUUGGUUCUACGGCCAAUAUAGCUGACGGCCUCACCAAGCCGCUGGCAAGGCCUGCUUUUGAAGAAUUUGUUAGAAGAAUUGGGUUAAUGGAGAUUGGCAAAGAAGGUUGA
Molecule: messenger RNA, 306 nt
Organism: Histoplasma mississippiense
Lineage: Eukaryota; Fungi; Ascomycota; Eurotiomycetes; Onygenales; Ajellomycetaceae
Exons: 1
Coding region: 1-306 (101 amino acids)
Source: RefSeq, a predicted model, not a curated record